Aspergillus aculeatus ATCC 16872 is the source of this 897-nucleotide messenger RNA. RefSeq names its product pre-mRNA-splicing factor SYF2. The record is from RefSeq and is a predicted model, not a curated record. NCBI's taxonomy places the organism in Eukaryota, Fungi, Ascomycota, Eurotiomycetes, Eurotiales, Aspergillaceae. Gene Ontology annotation, cellular component: post-mRNA release spliceosomal complex; catalytic step 2 spliceosome; Prp19 complex. The transcript is spliced from 3 exons. Bases 1 to 897 code for a protein of 298 amino acids.
AUGCCCACCGAACACGACAUCGAACAGCCUACGGCAAGCAAUCCUGACUCUGAGCAGGAGCAGCCUGCCAAACAGCCAGGCGAUGCCUCCCAGGAGCCUACCGCUACUGUUGCCGUCGAGGACGUCUCGAAGAAAGUAGAUAAAAGAGAGGAUGAUGCUGCUUUGAAGGCCCGCCAGCGCAAAGAGAGAUUCAAAGCUCUCCAGGCUCGCGCGAAAACGGCUACAGAGCGCAACAUGAAGGAAACUGCCGCCGAAACACAACGUCUGGCGACCGACCCGGCAUUACUUUCAUCGAUCUCGCGCAAGCAUGCCUUCGCAUCGCAUAACCUGCUAAAAGCUGAUACAGAGGCCGCGGGCGAGGAUUUUGAGCGCAAGCGCGCUUGGGACUGGACUGUGGAUGAGUCGGAAAAAUGGGACAAGCGGAUGGAAAAGAAACAACGCCAUCGCGAUGACGUUGCCUUCCAGGACUAUACACAAGAUGCGCGCAAAGUAUACAAGAGACAGCUGCGGGAGUUGCAACCUGACUUGGAAGUUUAUGAGCGAGAUAAGAUGGCAGCCAUCGAAAAAGCCGCCGCCAACGGGGACCUCGAAAUUGUGGAAACCAACGACGGCGAAAUGAUCGCGGUUGAUAAGAACGGCACCUUCUAUUCCACGGCAGAUACUGUUGGGUUCACGGAAAACAGGCCUGACCGGGCAGCUGUUGAUAAGCUGGUCGCGGACUUGAGAAAGGCUGAGGAGGUUCGACUCAAGAAGCGGAGAGACCGCCGCGGAGAUGAUGAUGGUGACGUCACCUACAUCAAUGAGAAGAACAAACAGUUCAACCAGAAACUGGCUCGCUUCUAUAACAAGUAUACUACCGAGAUUCGCGACAGCUUUGAGCGUGGAACUAUGAUUUGA